This is a messenger RNA of Echinops telfairi (small Madagascar hedgehog), 1011 nucleotides long. RefSeq names its product olfactory receptor 4C15-like. NCBI's taxonomy places the organism in Eukaryota, Metazoa, Chordata, Mammalia, Afrosoricida, Tenrecidae. Gene Ontology annotation, biological process: G protein-coupled receptor signaling pathway. The coding region runs from base 37 to 1011 and encodes 324 amino acids. Gene Ontology annotation, cellular component: membrane. The record is from RefSeq and is a predicted model, not a curated record. The transcript has a single exon. Gene Ontology annotation, molecular function: olfactory receptor activity; G protein-coupled receptor activity.
CAAAUCUCUCUCUCUUUUCGUAAUUUCAGAAUCUACAUGGUCAUUGUGGUAGCUUCCACUUUUUCCUCUGAAGACAUGCAAAACCAAAGUGUUGUGACUGAGUUCAUCCUUUUGGGACUUUCACAGAAUCCAAAUGUUCAGAAAGUCUUAUUUGUUGUAUUUUUGUUCAGCUACAUUGCAACUGUUGGGGUCAAUUUGCUCAUCGUUGUGACCAUUGUCAGCAGUCCAGCACUCCUGGGCUCCCCCAUGUACUUCUUUCUGGCUUUCCUGUCCUUCCUGGAUACAUGCUUCUCCUCUGCCUUUGCCCCAAAGAUGGUAGUAGACACACUUUAUGAGAAGAAAACCAUCUCCUUUGCGGGCUGCAUGACCCAACUCUUUGCUGAACACUUCUUUGCUGGAGUGGAGGUGAUUGUCCUCACUGCCAUGGCCUAUGACCGCUAUGUGGCUAUUUGCAAGCCCCUGCACUACCCCUCUAUCAUGAACUGGAGGCUCUGUGGCAUCCUGAUGGGGGUGGCCUGGACUGGGGGCUUCUUGCACUCUGUGAUACAAAUUCUCUUCACUUGCCAGCUGCCCUUCUGCGGCCCCAACGUCAUUGAUCACUUUUUAUGUGAUUUAUACCCUUUAUUGGAGCUUGCCUGCACUGACACUCAUAUCCUUGGCCUUUUUGUGGUGGCCAACAGUGGGUUUAUCUGCCUCAUAAUCUUCUUCUUGUUGCUUACCUCCUAUGGUGUCAUCCUAGUGGCACUGCGAACUCAUAGCUCUGAAGGUCAGAGGAAAGCUCUCUCCACAUGUGGUUCGCACAUUGCUGUUGUGGUGUUGUUCUUUGUCCCUUGCAUUCUUACGUAUGCACGACCUCCAGCUUCAUUCUCCUUUGACAAGAUGGUGGCCCUGUUUUUCACCAUCCUAUCUCCCCUGCUCAAUCCUUUGAUUUAUACUUCCAGGAACAAGGAAGUGAAAAAUGCCAUGAGGAAAAUGUGGACCAGAUUACGUUUAGUUUUGGAGGGAAAAUAA